AUGGAUAAUACUAUUAAAAUAGAUGAAACCUUUUCAUUUACAGGAGUUGGUACUAUAUUUGAUUAUGCCAAUUCACUAGUCACCACAAAUGACUUUGGUAUUGACCAAACAUUAAAAUUAAAGAAUCCACCUGAUCCUGUCAUUUUACUUGACUUACCAUUCCAUGAGAUUGAAGAUGAUCCUUAUUAUAAUCUAGGAUUCAAACCAUUUGCAAUCUAUGCCAAAUACUUGAAAUCCGUUACAACUCUUACUAGACAAACAUUUAAAUUCCCAAAAUACAGAGGAUCAACAGUUGCUUUUGAUAAUGAUAAAAUUAAACAUGUUGCAAGGUAUGAAUCUAAAUUUGAUAUUCAAACCAAAUACAACUAUACUGAAAGUACAUUGACUAAUCCAGCAGUAUUGGAAUGGGAGGCACAAGUUGACCCUGGAAAGUAUACAGCAUGGCAAACAGUCAUGAUAUAUGCUCUCAGAGGUGACCUUGGAUUUGAUGAAGACAAAAAGAAAGAGAAGAAGAAGAGUGAUGAAAGAAAAGAAGAAAAGGAAGGUACUAUUGGUGGUAGUCUAUUACCUCCUGUCAUCUAUAAAGGAAACCACUCUUAUCAUCUAUUUGCUGUUUAUAGAGAUGAUUGUUAUUUGAUAAAGAAUAAAGAACAAAUCUAUAAACCACCUGAAUUUAAUGUAUUUGUUGAAAGCAUCUUUGAUCGAGGAUUUACUCGUUGUAUAGACCUCGAUUUUAAACCAUAG
Messenger RNA from Cavenderia fasciculata, 744 nucleotides. RefSeq lists its product as uncharacterized. The coding region runs from base 1 to 744 and encodes 247 amino acids. Lineage: Eukaryota; Evosea; Eumycetozoa; Acytosteliales; Cavenderiaceae. The transcript is spliced from 4 exons. The record is from RefSeq and is a predicted model, not a curated record. Gene Ontology annotation, biological process: regulation of aggregate size involved in sorocarp development.